AUGGAGGCUGCUCAGUGUGCGGAUGGACUGGCUGGCAAGAUCCGGUCCCUUAUCGAGGCAGAGCUUGCAGAGAGGGUUGCCGAGCUAGAUCGUCGCGAACGCUCGCUUGCUGAGCGCGAGGAACUGUUGAAGCAGCGUGAGAAGGCACUAGCAGCUGCUGAAGCACCGACUCCGGCGAGGUCGCUGUUUCAGGCGCCUCCUGAAGCACCGACGCCGGCGAGAUCGCUGUUUCAGGUGCAAGCCGAAGCUCCACCACGCGCCGGCGGUCGUGUGACCCCGCAAGCAUGGAAGACCGAUGGGGCUGCUGGGGAGGACUGUGUCGAGCAGAAGGCCACACCCUCUACAGCAUCCAAGCCAUCGGGAGAAGGCAUGCGACAGCACCGACACUCGGCGCCCUGUGUCCGCAAGGAGAGUGCGGCGGAACCACCCGAGAGUGCAAAGGAGCCGGCUGAAAUCUCAGCGGUCUCCGCGGGCACAGCGAACGAGCUCAAGGACCUCUUUGAACAGAAGGCCCAGGCCCAGGCCUCCGCGACCGCGACGGAGCAGAAGCGCUCCUGGAAAGCGGUCCAGAACCGGCUCGACCUCCCAAACGCCGAGGGGACGGGCCUCUUCCGUGCGCACGAGGCACCCUUCCGGCGCGGCGUGAAAACGGUGGGGCUUGGACAGCCACGGGAGCGGCGAAGCCUGCAGGAGCUGCUCAAGGCAGACGAGUUGAGCCAAAUGGCCCGGUGA
This is a messenger RNA of Symbiodinium sp. CCMP2592, 732 nucleotides long. Lineage: Eukaryota; Dinophyceae; Suessiales; Symbiodiniaceae. The record is from the annotation of a GenBank genome assembly.